Molecule: messenger RNA, 1070 nt
Organism: Hemiscyllium ocellatum (epaulette shark)
Lineage: Eukaryota; Metazoa; Chordata; Chondrichthyes; Orectolobiformes; Hemiscylliidae
Product: parvalbumin-like EF-hand-containing protein
Exons: 5
Coding region: 86-493 (135 amino acids)
Cellular component (GO): nucleus; cytoplasm
Molecular function (GO): calcium ion binding
Source: RefSeq, a predicted model, not a curated record
ACAACAGACAAACCAUUAGGUAGUGAAGAGAGUCGCGGAAACAAGAAAUAAGAAGCCCUUGUCAGUGCUAUUCGAUUCGGAGGAGAUGGCCUCUUCAAAUUUCAAUGCGCAUGUAAAGCAGGUUGCUCAUGCAAUGGGCACCUCUCUAACUGACCACGAUAUUUCCCUCAUGCCCAGCGAACUGAGGCUCAGAGGUCCAUUUAAUUACCACAAAUUCUUCGAGUAUAUGGCCACUUUCAAGUCAACGGGGAAGCUAGAUGAAACAAUUCGAAAAGCGUUCGAAACACUGGAUAAGGACAAAAGUGGCUACAUUGAAUGGAAUGAAAUGAAAUACAUCCUCUCGACAAUUCCCACCAAUGUUCCUCUUGUCCCUCUGUCAGAUGAAGACGCUGAUGCUAUGCUCCAGGCAGCAGACAUAGAUGGUGACGGGAGAAUUAACUACAAAGAAUUUGAAGCUAUGGUUAAGGAAGAAAAGAUGCCCAGAAAAAAGUAGAAGGGUAAAGAUGAGAAAUGUCCAUUGUUAAAGAGUGAAGUUGCACAUGGCACGGAGCUUUGCAUUGACUGGGGUAUCUUUGGAGCUUCUGCAAACUCUUUGAAACCCCUUUCUCCCAGACUCACCUUACAGGAAAUACCAAUGUACACAUUGAAAAAGAAAUUCUUUAGUUCUGAUAUAAUACAACUUAGGGCAGAAAGGACAAAACCUGUUCUGCCUAAUAGAUUGAAAUAAGAUGGGAAAUUUGGCAUGUUUUUUUCUGGGGUGAGGGGGCAUUGAGAUGCAGGAGUUGACGUGAUGGUGCAAUUACUGUGCUUUGAAAACGUUGAAGGUCUAAGAGCUGGGUCAUUAUUGCUGCUUUCCGCUUUGCUGUUUACAACCACGGUGUACCUGUGUAUUCCUGAGUGAACCUGCAUGGGAGCUGAUGGGGGAAUAAAAUCUCGACUCUCUACUGCUCUGUUUCCUCUCACUGCAAUCACGGCGCUGAGCCAUUCAGCAACCUCCACAACUUGUAUGAAUGAUUUAUUUUUGAGAAUGUCAUUUCCUGAAUUAAUAAAACAGUUAUGUUUGCUAUCAA